Molecule: messenger RNA, 8922 nt
Organism: Heteronotia binoei (common prickly gecko)
Lineage: Eukaryota; Metazoa; Chordata; Lepidosauria; Squamata; Gekkonidae
Gene: NAV2
Product: neuron navigator 2
Exons: 37
Coding region: 858-8180 (2440 amino acids)
Biological process (GO): nervous system development; neurogenesis
Molecular function (GO): ATP hydrolysis activity; protein binding; ATP binding
Source: RefSeq, a predicted model, not a curated record
GCCUUCUUUGGUGUAGACCACAGCAGGCUGCCUCGAUACUCACAUGCACUCUUUCAUUCACACACGCGCACACUCACACACACAGUUUCACUGCUGAUGUUUCAAAUCAGGUGGAGGCUGCUUUUUCCUCCAGCUUUCACAGCUCAGCUCUCACUCUGGGUUUCAGUAGCAGCAACAGCAACAGGACUGGGAAAUUUCUUUGCCACCAGCAGCCUUGCGAUUUAAAUAUCAUCCAUGGACAUUUCUGCCUCUGCUCCAGCAUCGUCAGUCUUGUUCACUGAUCGUGAGAUUAAGGAGCUUGGAUUCUCAAAGGCUCACAUCCAAGGGCACUGGCUGUUAACAUACUGAGCUACAUCUGCUUCUUGGUUAAGACUGAAGAAAGACAUCUUAAGCCUGGAAAUCCUGCCUGUGCUUGCUGUCUAGCGCACUCACACUCUCUCGCGCACACAAGGCAGCACGAGAGGCAUAUGCUGCAGCAGGUUCUUUUUCUGAUUCUGAAAGGCGGCUUCACUUUCUCAGAUCCAAGGACAAGAUGAUGAACUGAAAAUCUCCCAUCUCCGUGGUGGAAAAUCACAGGAAUCAGCUAUUGAAGAGCAAGUUAAUCAGCAGAAGGGUUGGAAAAGGACAGUGCUUGAGAAUUAAACAACCAAGCAGGGGGAAAAAACAGGUGGAAGGUUUGCAAGAGCCUAUUUAGAUUUUAAAGUGGGGAUUCCCCCUCCAUUUUUUCCUAUUCCUCUUGGCUUUAAUAAUUUAGCCAGACCAGCUUGCAAAACCUGUCUCCAGCCUCCUUCCUCAGCUGCUGGUGCUGUUACUCUUGCUGACAGAAGAAACGUGUGAACAAAGCAGCAGAAGAAAAAAUGCCAGCCAUCCUGGUAGCCUCCAAAAUGAAAUCCGGACUACCAAAACCUGUCCACAGUGCUACACCCAUUGUUCACAUCCCCACGGCAAGGACCGUCCCGCAGCCCUGUUACCUGAAGUUUGGAAGCAAGGUGGAGGUGAACAAACCAUCCUAUUCCAGCCAGAUACCCCUCAAGUCAUCUAAUGGCCAUGAGAAUGCAGGGGAUGGCUUUCCUCCAAAGAAGAGUAGCUCCAUAGAAAAUGGCUUUGACACACAGAUUUAUACAGACUGGGCCAAUCACUACCUAGCAAAAUCUGGCCAUAAGCGUUUGAUAAAGGACCUACAGCAAGAUGUGACCGAUGGAGUUUUACUGGCUGAAAUAAUCCAGGUUGUAGCAAAUGAGAAGAUUGAAGACAUCAAUGGCUGUCCAAAGAAUAAAUCUCAAAUGAUUGAAAACAUAGAUGCAUGCCUGAGUUUUUUGGCUGCCAAAGGGAUAAACAUACAGGGAUUGUCAGCAGAAGAAAUCAGGAAUGGGAAUUUAAAGGCCAUUUUAGGCCUUUUCUUCAGUCUGUCACGAUACAAACAGCAGCAACAACUGCCCCCCAAGCAGCAAUCACAGCACCAACCAUCCCAGCAGCCACCUACAUCUCCCCAACAAGUAGGUCCUCCAUCCCAGUGCCAGGCCGGAUUGCAGGAGCAGCAACUGCAGGUGUUUCAUCAGGUGCCGGAUUCACCCCAGACACAGUGCCAACCAGCACAGCAAACUCCUCUUCUUCAUUUAAAAGCACAACCAGAAAUGCAGUCCAGACUUCCAGGUCCAACCAUGAGGGUUUCAGCUGCAGGCAGCGAGGCAAAAACUCGUGGUUCAGUUAGUGCCAACAACCGGCGCAGCCAGAGCUUUAACAACUAUGACAAAUCCAAACCUACAAGCUCACCAUCCCUUCCAUCAAAUAGCAGUGAGAAAGAGCCAGCAGACAAUUCAGUCUCUCAGUCCACAGGAAUGAAUGAAAAUGCACCAUCUUCAGUUCAAAGCAGCAGUAGCAACAAUGCUGCUGGUUGCAAUAACUCUUCCGCCAUCCCCCAGCCCAGCACUGCUGUUAAACCCUGGCGUAGUAAGUCUCUUAGUGCUAAGCACACAGCCACGUCUUCCAUAUUAUCAGUUAAGCAGCCAGUUCUAGAGUCUCCAAAAGCCCCUCCAGAGACGGUGAAAACAACUCCCAAUGGCCAGAAAUCCAUGCUUGAGAAACUGAAACUCUUUAACACAAAAGGUGUCUCCAAAGCAGGAGGGUCAUCCCUUGAAUGUCCAGGGUCUCAAGACACUAGUUGUGAAAGACUAGAGAUCCUUCCUAGCUUUGAAGAAAGUGAAGAGAUGGAUGCUGCAAAUCGGAAUGUGAACAACCUGGGGCCAACAUCUAAUAGUCCCAAAAUUGCACUCAAGGGAAUUGCACAAAGAACUUUUAGCCGGGCACUGACCAAUAAGAAGAGUUCCCCAAAGGGCAGUGAGAAAGAAAAAGAGAAACAGAAAGAUAAAGAAAAGGAAAAAAACAAAGACACUGCAAAGAGAACAUCAGUAACGGAGAAAACAGAGGUCAAAGAGGAGCUGAAAGAAGAACAGACCCCACCAGCCACAACAGAGAUGCCAAAAAAGUCCUCCAAGAUUGCAAGCUUUAUCCCUAAAGGUGGGAAGCUGACUAGUGCCAAGAAGGAGGCUGCUCCUCCUUCACAAAGUGGAAUACCAAAACCAGGAAUGAAAACCACCACAGGGAAAUCCUCAAGUGCCCCCAGUUGUUCUGCUAAGGAAGGCGAGAGAAGCCGCAGUGGGAAGCCUGCUCCAGGUCCUUCUCAUCAGAAGUCUCAGCUAGACAGCCGGAAUUCCAGUUCAACAUCAAGCUUGGCCUCCUCUGAAGGGAAAGGGGUGGUAGGGGUGCCUGCUCUGACUACCAGCAGUAGCACCCAGGCUGUCAGUGGGCCAGCAAGUACCACACAGACCACAGGAAGCAAUACUGUGAGUGUUCAGCUACCUCAUCCACAGCAGCAAUACAACCACCCAAACACUGCCACAGUAGCACCAUUUAUGUACAGAUCACAGACAGACAAUGAAGGAAAUGUAACUGCCGAGCCCAGUACUGGAGGGGUGAGCGUGAGCAUGGAUUCUACCCCAUACACAAAAACGGGUCAGCCUAUUCUAGAAGAUCUUUCAGGGGAAGAUCCAGAAACCCGUCGACUGCGAACUGUCAAGAAUAUAGCUGAUCUUCGGCAAAACUUAGAGGAAACCAUGUCUAGUUUACGGGGAACCCAGGUCUCUCACAGCACCUUGGAGACCACCUUUGAUACCAACGUCACCACUGAAAUAAGUGGCCGCAGUAUUCUAAGCUUGACAGGAAGGCCAACACCCUUGUCUUGGAGACUUGGGCAGUCCAGUCCCCGUCUGCAAGCAGGUGAUGCCCCAUCAGUGGGUAAUGGAUAUCCCCCAAGAGCCAAUGCCAGCCGGUUCAUCAAUGCAGAAUCAGGACGUUACAUGUAUUCAGCUCCUUUGAGAAGACAGCUAGCAUCUCGGGGUAGUAAUGUUUGUCAUGUGGACAUCUCAGAUAAAGGAGGUGAUGAGAUUGAUUUAGAAGGCAUCACCAUGGAUGCUACGGGCUAUAUGAGUGAUGGAGAUGUUCUGGGAAAGAACAUAAGGACUGAUGACAUCACAAGUGGGUACAUGACUGAUGGAGGACUGGGCCUUUACACUCGAAGAUUAAAUAGACUUCCUGAUGGAAUGGCUGUUGUACGGGAAACUCUGCAACGCAACACCUCACUAGGCCUGGGGGAUGCUGACAGCUGGGAUGACAGCAGUUCUGUCAGCAGUGGGAUCAGUGACACCAUAGAUAACCUCAGCACCGAUGACAUUAACACCAGCUCCUCUAUCAGUUCUUAUGCAAACACACCUGCAUCAUCUCGUAAGAAUCUGGAUUCCCAGACUGAUGCUGAAAAGCAUUCCCAGGUGGAGCGGAAUUCCUUGUGGUCUGGUGAUGAAAUCAAGAAAUCAGAUGGGGGCUCAGACAGCGGUGUGAAAAUGGAGCCUGGAUCUAAAUGGAGACGGAAUCCCUCUGAUGUGUCUGAUGAAUCUGAUAAAAGCACUUCUGGGAGGAAGAAUACAGUCAUUUCACAGACAGGCUCCUGGAGACGGGGCAUGUCAGCUCAAGUUGGCAUUACCGCACCAAGGACAAAAACAUCAGCCACCUCAGGAACUUUAAAGACACCUGGAACAGGGAAAACUGAUGAUGCCAAGGUCUCAGAAAAGGGUAGAAUUUCUCCUAAAUCUGGGCAUGUUAAACGUUCUCCAUCAGAUGCAGGACGUAGCAGUGGUGAUGAAUCAAAAAAACCUCCUGCAAACAAUUCUAGAACAGCUGCUGCCAGUACAAAUACAUUUGGAUUUAAAAAACAGAGUGGGUCAGCUGUAGGAAUGUCCAUGAUCACAGCCAGCGGUGCAACUAUCACAAGUAGAUCUGCUACUCUGGGCAAAAUCCCCAAGUCAUCUGGACUUAUGAGUAGGUCGACUGGUCGGAAGACUAGUGUUGAUGGCUCACAGAAUCAGGAUGAUGGUUAUUUAGCCCUUAGUACCCGAACCAAUCUUCAGUACCGAAGCUUACCUAGGCCCAGCAAAUCCAGCAGCAGAAGCGGAGCUGGUAAUAGAUCUAGCACCAGCAGCAUAGAUUCUAACAUAAGCAGCAAGUCAGCAGGCUUACCUGUUCCCAAAAUGAGAGAGCCAGCGAAAGUUGCCCUCGGAAAUUCUUUGCCAGGCUUAGUCAACCAAACAGAUAAAGAAAAAGGAAUCUCAUCGGACAAUGAAAGUGUGGUCUCUUGUAACUCCAUUAAAGUCAACCCCACAUCUCAGGCCGUUUCCUGUGCAUCCCAGGGUGUUCAUCAGCAAGGAGUCAAGUACCCAGAUGUGGCCUCUCCCACACUACGCAGACUUUUUGGUGGAAAGCCAAGUAAACAAGCUCCCAUCACAACGGCAGAAAGCAUGAAAAAUUCUGUGGUCAUCUCCAACCCACAUGCAACCAUGAAUCAGCAGGGGAAUCCAGAUUCUCCUUCAGGAAGUGGCAUUCUGAGCAGUGGCAGUAGUAGUCCCCUUUACAGUAAAAAUACAGACAUGAACCAGUCUCCAUUAGCAUCUAGUCCCAGUUCAGCUCAUUCAGCUCCUUCCAACAGCUUAACCUGGGGUACUAAUGCCAGUAGUUCUUCUGCCAUUAGCAAGGAUGGCAUUGGAUACCAGUCUGUCAGCAGCCUACACACCAGUUGUGAAUCCAUUGAUAUAUCUCUCAGCAGUGGAGGUGGGCUGAGCCAUAACUCUUCCAGUGGUCUGAUGGCAGCUUCUAAGGACGACUCAUUGACUCCCUUUGUUAGAACCAACAGUGUUAAGACGACAUUGUCAGAAAGCCCUCUCUCUUCCCCUGCUGCUAGUCCCAAAUUCUGCCGAAAUACUUUACCCAGGAGGCAGGACAGCGACCCUCACCUUGAUAGGAACACUUUGCCUAAGAAAGGACUCAGGUAUACUCCAUCAUCACAACUCCGUAAUCAAGAAGAGGCCAAAGAAUGGCUGCGUUCACACUCUGCAGGAGGUCUUCAGGACACUGUUGCCAAUUCUCCAUUUUCUUCUGGUUCCAGCAUAACAUCACCUUCUGGCACUAGAUUUAACUUCUCCCAACUUGCAAGCCCCACCACAGCAGCUCAGAUGAGCUUGUCUAAUCCAACCAUGCUACGGACACACAGUCUUUCUAAUGCGGAUGGCCCUUAUGAUCCUUACAGUGACACCCGGUUCCGAAACAGCUCAGUGUCACUGGAUGAAAAGAGCAGAGCAAUGAGCCGUUCUGGAUCAUUCCGGGAUGGCUUUGAAGAGGUGCAUGGCUCCUCUCUCUCUCUGGUUUCCAGCACAUCCUCUAUUUAUUCAACGCCUGAAGAAAAGUGUCAGUCAGAGAUUCGCAAGCUAAGGAGGGAGUUGGAUGCAUCUCAGGAGAAAGUUUCAGCUUUGACAACACAGUUGACUGCCAAUGCUCACCUUGUGGCAGCAUUUGAGCAGAGCUUGGGAAACAUGACCAUUCGACUGCAAAGCCUAACUAUGACAGCAGAACAGAAGGAUUCUGAACUGAACGAGUUAAGAAAAACCAUCGAGCUACUGAAGAAACAAAAUGCUGCUGCUCAGGCUGCCAUUAAUGGAGUAAUUAACACACCUGAGCUCACCUGCAAAGGAACUGGGACUGCUCAAACAACCGAUCUGCGAAUCAGAAGACAACACUCUUCAGACAGUGUGUCUAGCAUUAAUAGUGCUACUAGCCAUUCCAGCGUGGGAAGCAAUAUAGAAUGUGACUCCAAGAAAAAGAAAAGAAAAAACUGGUUGCGUAGUUCCUUCAAACAAGCUUUUGGUAAAAAGAAGUCUCCCAAGUCAGCAUCUUCUCAUUCAGAUAUUGAGGAGAUGACGGAUUGUUCCUUACCUUCAUCGCCAAAACUGCCUCAUAAUGGCACAGUUGUUUCCACACCGUUACUGAGAACCUCUCAUUCCAAUUCCCUGAUUUCAGAAUGUACUGAUAGUGAAGCAGAAACAGUCAUGCAGUUGCGAAAUGAGCUAAGAGACAAAGAGAUGAAGCUGACUGAUAUCCGUCUUGAGGCCCUAAGUUCUGCCCACCAACUCGACCAGCUUCGGGAGGCCAUGAACAGGAUGCAGAGUGAGAUUGAGAAACUAAAAGCAGAAAAUGACCGCCUGAAAUCUGAAAACCAAGGCAGUUGCAGCAGGGCCCAGUCUCAGGUUUCUAUUUCAUCUUCACCACGGCAGUCUAUGGGCCUUUCACAACACAGUCUAAAUCUCACAGAGUCAGCUAGUCUUGACAUGCUGCUAGAUGACUCCGGUGAUGGUUCUUCUCGGAAAGAAGGAGGCAGGCGUGUUAAAAUAGUCAUCAGCUUUCAGGAUGAAGUGAAGUGGAAAGAGGAUUCUAGGAGUCGUCUCUUCCUAAUUGGUUGUAUUGGAGUCAGUGGAAAAACCAAAUGGGACGUGCUAGACGGUGUUGUUCGAAGGCUGUUCAAGGAAUACAUAAUUCAUGUAGAUUCUGUGAGUCAACUAGGAUUAAAUUCGGACAGUGUUGUGGGAUACAGCAUUGGAGAAAUUGUACGCACCAAUAGUGCAGAGACACCUGAAUUGCUGCCUUGUGGGUACCUUGUUGGUGAAAACAAUACCAUCUCAGUCACUAUCAAAGGCAUUGCAGAGAACAGUUUGGACAGUCUGGUGUUUGAGUCACUCAUCCCAAAGCCUAUAUUGCAGCGCUAUGUCUCACUCUUGAUAGAACACAGGAGAAUCAUCUUAUCUGGUCCAAGUGGCACAGGAAAAACAUAUCUGGCCAAUCGGCUAUCAGAAUAUAUGGUGCUUAGAGAGGGCAGAGAGCUGGCUGAUGGUGCUAUUGCAACAUUUAAUGUGGAUCAUAAGUCCAGUAAGGAACUCCGCCAGUAUCUUUCCAACCUUGCUGACCAAUGCAACAGUGAGAAUAAUGCUGUAGAGAUGCCACUUGUUAUCAUACUGGACAACUUGCAUCAUGUUAGCUCCCUGGGAGAGAUCUUCAAUGGCCUCUUGAACUGCAAGUACCAUAAAUGUCCUUACAUUAUAGGAACAAUGAACCAGGCAACUUCCUCAACGCCUAACCUUCAGCUGCACCACAACUUCAGAUGGGUGCUAUGUGCCAACCACACUGAGCCAGUAAAAGGUUUUCUUGGCCGUUUCUUGAGAAGAAAACUUGUUGAAACAGAAAUUGGUGGCAGAAUGAGAAAUGCAGAACUGGUUAAAAUCAUAGAAUGGAUUCCCAAAGUCUGGCAACAUCUCAACAAGUUCUUAGAGGCUCACAGUUCUUCAGAUGUUACUAUUGGUCCACGACUCUUCCUCUCUUGCCCAAUAGAUGUAGAUGGUUCCAGAGUUUGGUUUACAGACCUGUGGAACUACUCCAUUGUCCCCUAUCUUCUUGAGGCUGUGAGAGAAGGACUACAGUUGUAUGGAAGAAGAGCACCUUGGGAGGACCCUGCAAAAUGGGUAAUGGACACUUAUCCAUGGGCAGCUACCCCACAACACCAUGAAUGGCCUCCUUUGCUGCAACUGCGGCCAGAAGAUGUUGGAUUUGAUGGGUACUCCAUGCCACGGGAAGGUUCAACCAGCAAGCAAGUUCCACCCAAUGAUACUGAAGGAGACCCUCUGAUGAACAUGCUGAUGAGAUUGCAAGAGGCAGCCAACUACUCAAGCCCCCAGAGCUACGACAGUGACUCCAACAGCAAUAGCCAUCACGAUGACAUCCUUGACUCAUCCCUGGAAUCAACAUUGUGAUACAAGUCCAGCGGAAAGGAUUGCUUCCUGCCUUGCUUAGAACAUCUGAUUGCCAACUCAUGAGGCUAAAUGGUCUUUUGUCUAGAUGCACAUCUCAGUAUUAGAGCGGCAAGAACAAUACAAACUUAUUCCACCCACACUCCCAGUCAGUUUCAUAGAUGGGUGCAGGCAACCCAGAUGAUGUUUUUGUAUUGUGCUUUUAUUAUUAUUUUCCCUUUCUUAAUAAUAAGAACUGCACUACUUUAUUUUUGUUCUUUUGAUGUUGCUGUGAGUUCACAUGCCUAAGACACUGAAUACCUGUAUUUUUUCAUAAAAACAAUAUUAGACUUAGUAAUUUGGGGGUGGGGGAAAGAAAAGAAAAUGCUUGCCUUCAGAGCUAAGAAACAAAAUAGCAUUUGUGCCAUGUACUGUCUAGAAAGGAAGGAAAGGGGGUGGACCUUGCCUAUGCUGCUUCUGACCAAACUAAUUCAGCCAUUACUGAAUUUUUGUAAGCCAUCUUUGCAGGCCAACCUUAGCUACAGAUAGUACUGGUGCUAUAGCAGAACUGCUUGCCUUGGUAGUAAAGUUCCAUAAAAGGCAAGGAACUGCAACACAGGAAAAUCAGAAAUAUUCAAAUAUGAGUACAUAGAAAAAUAUAAACUAUUCUUCUUGCCACUUUUGGACCCUGUUUAUAUUUCAGAAAUUAUUUUAUUUAAAUUAGACACCCAGCCCCUUGUCAAACUGCCUUUGUAUUCUGUUUUAG